Molecule: messenger RNA, 3075 nt
Organism: Encephalitozoon romaleae SJ-2008
Lineage: Eukaryota; Fungi; Microsporidia; Unikaryonidae
Product: putative RasGAP domain-containing protein
Exons: 1
Coding region: 1-3075 (1024 amino acids)
Biological process (GO): regulation of GTPase activity; regulation of actin cytoskeleton organization
Cellular component (GO): cytoplasm
Molecular function (GO): protein binding; GTPase activator activity
Source: RefSeq, a predicted model, not a curated record
AUGGAAAGCAGGAAAGAAGAACUCAAGAAAAAUAGUAUCAAUGUUCAUCAAAGGUUAGGCACCGAUGUUCAUGUUUCGUCAGAAGAUAUGGACAAGGAAAGGAGAAACACACGGGCUUAUGAAUAUUUGUGCAGGCUUGAGGAAGCAAAGUCGUGGCUAGGAGACUUCACUGAUGUGCCUGAGUCAUUUGAAGAGUUUGAAGAAGAAAUGAGAAAGGGGGUGAUUCUUACUGACAUAUGUAGGAUAUUUGCACCUAGCUCAGUUAAAAAUGUUUUUGUUGACUCCAUCUUGCAGUAUAGGCAUACAGACAAUAUCAAUUACUUUUUGGAUGGAUUAAUGCAAAUAGGGUUGCCUGAAUAUUUCCAUUUUGAAGUGAUUGAUUUGUAUGAAAAGAAGAAUUUUGUUAAAGUCAUAUACUGUAUACAUGCAUUAGCACACCUUUUGAGCUCGAAAGGAGUCGCUGGGAACAUCAAAAGUGCCAAAGGAAAGGUCUUUUCUUAUGACGAUAUGGCAAGGGCUGAUGUACAGGUCGAAAAAAUGCACAUGCCUAAGUUUGAUAACAUAGGAGAUGUAUUAAAGGAAAAAAUGGCUAUGGAGGGAGUAGAUAACGAAGAAGAUGACACGAAAAAAGAAUCUUUAGAUCAGGAAAGCAUGACGGAAAAGGAUACACUUGAUAAGGAAGGGAGUUUUUUAUCCGAAGAUGUAAGUGUUUGUGAUGAAUCCUUUGACAUUCUUAAGCUGACUCUGAGAACCUUUCUGUACAAGAAAUGCUUUGAUGAUAUCUACUAUAGAAAGGACGUGUCCCUAUUUUCUAUCAGAAGGUUUGUGUUUAUUUUCUUUAGCAAUUCAUCUGAAAUGGUUAAGGAGAACCUUAUUGAAAAUCUUCAUCACAAAAUAUCAAAGAAAUUUGAUAGCAUUUAUGCAAAGGAAGCGCAGAUAAAAGAUAUUGAAACAAGAAUCAGACUGAUAGUUCAAAACAGAAUGGAGGUCGGAAAUAUAACAAUCAAGAACCCGAUUCCAGAAGACGAAGAUACUAGGGACUUUGAGAGAGUAUUAUUAUUUUUACAAAACAAUCCUAAAUAUCUUUCAGAGUUACUUAGAAAUGUUAGUGACCCAGAUACUCUUAUUGUAUCCAUUGUUAUUCCUAUUUUCUCUAAUGUUUGUUCUAAGAAAGAGGAGUAUAUGUUUAUAAAUCUUGUGCUAGAAAUAUUCAGGAGAGAACUUCUAGAUAAUGGGCUGGAUGUAAGAAAGCUUGUUCCGAUGGACAUGUCUCUGGGAAUACACUCAAGUACCUUUUUCUCUCUUGAGUUAUUUAAAGAAGUUGAAUUUCCUAUUCAUCAUACUUUGUCAUCCGGAUCAAUUUGCCAUAAGCUUAUGGUUAACUAUUUCAGGAUAUCUCAGGGGAGUUUCUCCUUGAGGGACAAGAUCCUUCACAUUGUAAAGAAUUUAGAAAAUAUUGAGGUGGAUGCCAACCCGGUUCUUAUCUAUACAAUGCUGUUCAACCAAAGUACAACCGUAGACAAAGCAUUGGAGAACGAGAGAGUUAGGGAGGCAGUCCAGACAAGGCUUAUGGUCAUGCGUGGUGUGAUUUCAUCUGCACUAGAUCUUUUGGAAUCGUGCAUUGAAUCCAUUCCCUAUAUACUUAGAUACUUCCUUAAACUCUAUGGAGCAGGAAUGUUUUACACUGAAUUUGUGAUGCCUUUCAUCUUAGCCCCCGAUGCAUUUAUCGAAUCAUUCGAGGUCAGUAAAUCCCUCAGAAACAAAUGCUUUAUAAUAUCAAAGGUCUUGGAGUAUAUAACGGACAGGGUGACAAGUUUUGAGGAAUCUGAUCAUGGUGAAGAGGAGAAAAAUGAUGGCGUGAAAGGGUACAUGCCUUUAGCCAAUGGAGAAAAAAAGAGCUUCGAUCUCAGAUUCUACUCGCCUCUUUAUUCUUUCUUUGGAAGAUGCCGUGAAAGAUACCAAUCAAUCCUUUCAAAGCUUACAAAUGUUUCUAGUCUUGAUAACUAUUUCCAAUUUGAAUCAAUGAACGAGCUGGGCAAGCUUAAACGAGCUACGGUGCAUCUCCCGAGUAGUACUGCUAACCAAUUGAUUACACUUCUUCUAAGUAACACCAAACUGCUAGGCCUGGAAUUGUGUGAGGUUCUUGAGUCUUUGCCUCUGUUCCCUGAUGACCAAAACAAGACCCUUUCAUUUACUUUCUUUGGCCCUGAAUGGAUAUGCUCUCAGGAUCCAGAAAAAAUAGCACUGGAUAACUUUGUAAGAGGAUUGAAAAAGAAGCUUAUAUACGCUAUAUCGGUAUGCAAAGGGAGGAACUUGGUAGAAAUGCUCUUAAAGGAAUCUGAUGAAGAGGAAAAGUCUCGCUAUCUAGACAUGAAGAGGCAUGCCCUUUACAGUAAGGAUGAAGAGGACGAACUGUCGAUAACCUCUCCUCCAGCACAAUAUGAAACUAUUGAUCAACUGAAGGAAUCUAUCAUUGAUGAUCUAAACUUCUUGGAGGACAAAAACAUCACUAGUAGGCAUAACCUUUAUUCUGAGCUUCUAUUCAUGUUAGCUCAAGAUAUAGUCAUCUUAAGGUUCAUGUCUGAAGAAAGAAGUAAGGAACUUAGGAUAAAUGAGAUAAGCUAUGAUAAUCUAUGUUACAGAGAUGAUUAUCUAUCCGGAAAGAUAGAACUUUAUCAAAACUAUCUCAAUUCUUUUGUUGCAAAGUUAGCAAUUAAGAAAAGAUCCUUAUUUGGAUUCAGUGGCACUGAUGACAUCACUAGGGAUUCUAAAUAUGGAACACAUAAGUAUAGUGCAGAAAAGCUUAUGAGUAUGGGUGUGCUUGUCCAGAUAUAUGAUUCCCCCGAUAUCUCAGAAAUAUUCUUCCUAUUUCUCUCAGAAGCCCCUCUUCUUUUUAGCGUAGAAGUUUAUGUCCAAAACAUUCUAGUCUCUCAUCCAGUUUCAUUUAGGUUUGAUGACCUUCUUAAACUGCGAAAAAAUGGAAAUAACAUCUGUGAUAUAGCAGGAAUAUGCUCUUUCAGCGUAUGUAGAUUCAUCGAUCUCGUAAAUUCUAAGUAUAUCGGAAGUGAAGUAUAG